This is a messenger RNA of Lottia gigantea (owl limpet), 1242 nucleotides long. RefSeq lists its product as hypothetical. Gene Ontology annotation, biological process: potassium ion transport; transmembrane transport. The annotation marks the transcript as partial. The transcript has 13 exons. The record is from RefSeq and is a predicted model, not a curated record. Gene Ontology annotation, cellular component: membrane. Lineage: Eukaryota; Metazoa; Mollusca; Gastropoda; Lottiidae. Gene Ontology annotation, molecular function: protein-containing complex binding; voltage-gated potassium channel activity.
UUUCAGAGAUUAUUUUUCCUGUUAGAUCAUAUUACAGACGUGAUAUAUGUAGUAGAUAUUUUAGUUCAAUCUAGAACAGCUUUUCUUGAAGAUGGUUGUCUGGUUUUGGAACCUCAAGCCAUGUAUCAGAAUUAUCGUAAAAAGUUUAAAUAUUGGUUGGAUAUUGCUGCAAUAUUUCCUGUAACUACAGUAUAUUGGACGUCAAAUGUUAUGUCAUUACCAUGGUUGCGAUUUUUAAGAAUAUUGAAAUAUCAUCAGGUCACUUCAUUUUUCGAAAUAGCCGACAGUCGGACGCGACGGCCAAGUCUUCUACGUGCCUUUAAAUUAUCACUACAUUUGUGGAUGGUUAUACAUUGGAUAGCUUGUAUAUAUUAUAUGCUCUCUGAGUAUGAAGGUCGAGGAACUAAUGACUGGGUCUAUACUGAUAAUGAAGACGGAGGUUUUCGAAGAAAGUAUAUCAGGUCUGUGUACUGGUCGAUGAUGACUUUAACGACUAUUGGUGAACGACCCUCUCCUGAAACAGAUUUGGAGUACAUAUUUACUGGUACGACAUUUCUAAUUGGAGUAUUUGUAUUUGCUGCUGUCGUUGGUAAUGUUGGAGACGUCAUUAGUAACAUGAAUGCUGCAAGACAUGAUUUCCAAUCAAGAAUGGAUCAGAUCAAGUUUUAUAUGAAUCACAGAUUUGUACCAGAAGAUCUUCAAGAUAGAGUCAAAAAAUGGGCAGAAUAUUCAUGGACAAGAACUCAAGCUAUGGAUGAACCAAGUGUAUUAGCUAUGCUGCCUGACAGACUUCGAACAGAAAUAGCUAUCCAUGUUCAUUUAGAUACAUUGAAACAAGUGAAGAUAUUUGAAGAAUGUGAAGAAGGAUUGUUACGUGAAUUGGUAUUAAAAUUACGACCUAUAAUAUAUUCACCUGGUGAUUAUAUCUGUCGUACUGGCGAAAUAGGCAGAGAGAUGUAUAUUAUUAAUCAUGGGAAAAUAGAGAUCUUAGUACAAAAAGGUGAAAUUUCUACCAGAGUAGCUUUACUGAAACCCGGAAAUUAUUUUGGUGAAAUCAGUCUAUUGAAAUUGGAUGAAGGACAAAAUAGACGAACUGCCGAUGUUAGAGCUAUAGGUUAUUCAGAAUUGCUAUGUUUAUCACGUAAAGAUCUCAUUUCGGCUUUGGGAGAAUAUCCUGACGCAAAGAAGAUCUUGGAAGCACAAGCCAUGAAGAGGUACGAUAUUUUGAAACAUUUUGACUAG